AUGUCCAACAACCGUCCAUUCCUCGCCAACUUCCUGGCUGCCUUCCGCGCCCAGUCAACCUAUAAGCCUGCCCAGCAAGUCGGCGCCACAACCUCAACCCUUUCCUCCGCCCAGAUCUCCCAGAGUGCCCGCGCCAUCGCAACAAAAGCAGCCAACUCAGCCCAAGGCUCAUCAGCACCAUCAUCUGCUUCUGCCGCAGCCCACCAUAAUCACACUCACAACCACCAUAAUCACCACCACACCCACACAUCCUCAUCCGCCUCGACUACAGCACCAGCCGGCCAAGUCCAAGGCCCGAGUCCAUCCCCUUCACACCACUAUCACCACGACCAAUCAUCUCUCCCCUCCACACCACCAUCAUCCACCUCGACUCCCAUCCCGAUUAAUCGUGGCUCAGCAGACCGCCAGCGCCGCGGGAGUGAUUCUUCCAGUGGCUCGGGCGGGUUCCGCGAUGCCAUCGGUCCGGAGAAGUGGUAUAUUGGUGGGAGGACGCCCGCUGGCGAAGAGCGCUUCUAUCGACUCGGGAUGGUUACGAAGGGUGGGGGGCGGCUUGGCGGGAGUGGGCGGGUGGGGAGUAUCGAUCAGUUGAGUCUUUGA
Messenger RNA from Penicillium roqueforti, 597 nucleotides. RefSeq lists its product as uncharacterized. NCBI's taxonomy places the organism in Eukaryota, Fungi, Ascomycota, Eurotiomycetes, Eurotiales, Aspergillaceae. The record is from RefSeq and is a predicted model, not a curated record. Bases 1 to 597 code for a protein of 198 amino acids. The transcript has a single exon.